AUGCAGGACAUUAUUGACCAUUUACCCAAAUUGCCUGAAAUCCAACAACAAAAACUCACUAUUCCUGAAUUCGACGAAAUUGAAGUGAAACCAACUGACUCAGUAGAAAUAAAGAAGUUCAUACGUAAAGUAAAUUAUGAAUUCCUUGGUUUUCAUUGCAACCAUAAGGUUAUGGACAAAGAUUGCGACAUGGUAUAUAAAAACAUUUCUGACAUAUAUAAAUCUGAGGAGUUUAAGACUUACGAUAACUUUGUUUCAUUAGUUGCUGAAUGUGUUUGGGAAAUAAGAGAUAAAGAUAGAAGAGGCAAAGUAUGGAACGAACAAAUAAGACCCGCUAUGUUUGAGAUGAAGAAAACCAUUGACGCCUUAGUUGUUUUAGCAGGUAAGGUUUCAGAAUAUAACGCAAAAAUGAACCCGCAAUGUUCAAAAUGUAAAGCAGGAAUAAGGAAAUAUAACUACUCAGUCAAAGAGAUAGAAAGAAUGAGAAACGACUAUGCAGACUUAAAGAAAGAAGCAGAAAAGCCAGCAGAAGAUAAAAUGAACAUGUUAGAAUUUCUGAACAAAAACUAUCCAACAGCAGAAGAUUUCCUUCUAUCUGACGUCAAGAAGAAGUAUAAAGAAACCUUCGGUAUCGUUAAAACUUUUGACAUACUGACAGAAGAAAUAGAAGCUACGAAAUUGUUUAGGAUUUCAAAUAUACAUCGUACAAUUCAUGUGAAACGCUUGUGA
Molecule: messenger RNA, 729 nt
Organism: Trichomonas vaginalis G3
Lineage: Eukaryota; Parabasalia; Trichomonadida; Trichomonadidae
Product: organellar and viral DNA polymerase type B
Exons: 1
Coding region: 1-729 (242 amino acids)
Source: RefSeq, a predicted model, not a curated record